Molecule: messenger RNA, 888 nt
Organism: Abrus precatorius (Indian licorice)
Lineage: Eukaryota; Viridiplantae; Streptophyta; Magnoliopsida; Fabales; Fabaceae
Exons: 1
Coding region: 92-721 (209 amino acids)
Source: RefSeq, a predicted model, not a curated record
UUUUCCUUCUAGUUCUGAUUUUUGGUUCACUAGGAAGUCCAUAGAAUCAUUAUUACUUCCUUAUUUGCUAAUUAUUACCACAAGGAGCAAUAUGAAGAACGGAACAUCAAGGUCGUUGCUGAAGCAAAUCAUAGCCAAUCUAAGUUCAAUGGCCAAGUCAAAAACCAUGGCCCUGAAGGCAAAAGCAAACACCAUCAGGGGACGUUUGAUUAUAUUCUCACUCAUGAAGAACAAGAAAUUAUUGAUGAGUUCUCUUUCUGAGAAGUUCCAUUCUAUGUGGGGGCAUCACUCUCAGCCCAACAAGGAGGAUUCAUUGUUGGAAGAUGGAAGUGAAAAUAGCAGGGCCAUAGUGGUGUACAACAACAAUGCAAACUCUUAUUACGAGGCUUUGCCAAAUCCUUGUGAAACCCAAGUGGUGGAGGAACAAGACCAGGAUGGCUAUGAAAGUUACUACAACUAUGGAGAUGCUGAUGCUGUUGAUGAUGAUGACAAGUACCCGGAUCUAACACACACCCUUUUUGAUUCAGAGGGUUUGGAUUUUGGAGGCUCAGUGAUUGAUUUGGUGAAGAAUUCUAAGGAAGAAGCUGGGCAAGAGUUUAAGCUGGAGGAUGAGAUUAACCUUGCUGCUGAUCUUUUUAUCUUGAAGUUCCGCAGGCAAAUGGUCUUGCAGAAGCAAGAGUCAUUGAAGAGGAAGAGGGACAUGCGGCAAAAUGGUGCAUGAAUUUCUAGGCUGUUUUAGUUAUCAUGGUUGGCUCAAGUACAUAAAGGCUCAACCUCAUCUUCUCCCUUUGUUACUGAUUUUUUUAGAAUAAGGGAGAUUAGCCGGGUUCAUUACUAAGAUAAUUAUGGUACUUAACUGGUUUAAGACAAAGUACAACGCAGAACUGA